UUUACCUCCAACUAGCUAAUCUUUGUGUAUCUGUGGCGACUUUCAAAACUCACCACACAUCAAAAACCUCCAAAUCAUCCAGUCCCCCACACCAGGACACUCUCCCCGCCCCGCCCCGGCCCGGCCCGCCCCGCCUGCUUCCCGGCCCGCCCCGCCUGCUUCCCCCGGCCGGCACUAACCUGGUUGUAGUGUCCCUGUGUUCAACAGCGGGAGCGACGUGGAGAGGUCUCGGUAGGUACUUGAAGGGGACUUUCUCCUCCAUCUCCACCGCACCGUCUGUCUGUUGCUUCCUCUCCCCAAACAUGGGCUUUGAGGGUCUCGGUUCAACGGUGCUCUUGGCCUCCUUGGUAGCUCUUGUCGGCGUUUGCUCCGCGCGCUCGGACUCGCCCCGGGGAGUCGCGUUCGGGUUCGUUUUCGACCCCAAAGCGAAGUGCGAACCGCCGUGCGAACACGCAGGAAUCUGCACCCGCAACAACACAUGUUUCUGCUCCAGGGGCUAUGAAGGAGAGACCUGCCAGUAUGCCAACUGUUAUCCCAAAUGUAAGAAUGGAGGAGAGUGUCUUCGCCCUGGAAAAUGCAGAUGUCCUCCAGGAUUUGGAGGAAGAUACUGUCACAAAGUGACGUGUGAUGGGGGAUGUUGGAACGGAGGGGAAUGCAUCGCUGUCAACGGAGUGGCCAAGUGCAUCUGCCCCUCAAGCUGGACCGGCUCAAAAUGCCAAGAGGCGAUCUGUCCGCAAGGCUGUAGGAACGGGGGAAUCUGUGUGGCUCCAGGAAUCUGCAGCUGUCCGGAGGGAUGGCUGGGCGGUGCCUGUCACACUGCUGUGUGCGCCAAGCCCUGCCUGAAUGGAGGGAAGUGUAUUUCUCCCGACAAAUGCCGCUGUCGCCCCCCUUUCUCUGGCCCUCGCUGCGAGGAGAGGAAAAAGUCCCACUAGUGUGACCCUGUCGGGGUCAGAGGUCAAUGAGGCCCAAUAAGGGACUUUAUGCUGAUGAGGAUAAUUAUUAUUUUUUUUAGCUGAAACAUUGUUAGUUUUUACUUUUUUUUUAACCAUAUAUGUAAUUAUUUUUUAAGAAACAUCAAACCUGUUUAAUGUUCUCAUUUGACUGUAUAAACAUGUACUGUACUGUAAUUUGUGUCAUUAAAUGAAUAAAAGAGUGAAUUGCA
Molecule: messenger RNA, 1162 nt
Organism: Siniperca chuatsi (mandarin fish)
Lineage: Eukaryota; Metazoa; Chordata; Actinopteri; Centrarchiformes; Sinipercidae
Gene: seraf
Product: von Willebrand factor D and EGF domains
Exons: 5
Coding region: 303-932 (209 amino acids)
Biological process (GO): anatomical structure development
Cellular component (GO): cell surface; extracellular region
Molecular function (GO): signaling receptor binding
Source: RefSeq, a predicted model, not a curated record